CCUUUCUUAUUCGCCCAAAUUAGGGCUCCUCACUCCCCCACAGAAUCCAACCAGUCCACUCACCUCAAACCUGAGAACUAAAAUUGAAUUCAAGAACUUCGAAUCUCAGAAAAUCUCAUUUCUUGUAAUUUCAUGUGUUCCCGCUUUUCUUUCUCUUUGAUAGAGAUGAAUGGAGAGGGACAAGGAAGCGACGGCGUUAAAAUGGCGGCGGAGGUGUCCAAGAAAAGGGUAGUGCUCAUGUGUGGGUACCUUCCGGGGGCGUUGCCACAACGGUCGCCGAUUUUAUCUCCAGUGGUAGUGCAGAUUCCGGCUAAUGUUUGUGGCUCGUGGAACGACGUUUGCAGUGGCGGUUGCGGAUUCGCCAUGGCUGUUUCUGACUCGGGGAAGCUCAUCACAUGGGGUUCAACAGAUGAUUUAGGUCAAAGCUAUGUGACAUCAGGGAAGCAUGGGGAAACUCCUGAGCCUUUCCUUCUUCCAACAGAAGGUUCUAUAGUAAAAGCAGCAGCAGGCUGGGCUCAUUGUGUUGCCAUUACAAGUAAUGCCAUAUUGUUCAGAUACUUAAUUAAGAUUAGAGAAAUUAUCUUUAUUUGUUGGAAAACUCAUUUUACAAAGAGUAAUAAUAUAUUUGAAGUGAGCCCUCAAUCUCAACACUCAAGACCAAGUGGUGGAACAUUAGCUGGCCUUGAUAGUAAAGGAAGUGUGGAAGAAAGUAAAAAAAGAAGGAGAAUAACAUCAGCCAAGCAAGCAGCUGAAAGUUCACCAUCUGGUGAUGAAACUCCUUCUGCAUCACCAUGUCUGGUAACUCUUUAUCCAGGGGUUAGAGUUGUGUCUGUUGCUGCAGGUGGGCGCCAUACUCUGGCGUUAUCAGAUAUUGGACAGGUGUGGGGUUGGGGUUAUGGAGGUGAAGGGCAGCUUGGUCUUGGCUCCAGGAUACGUCGGGUAUCAUCUCCUCAUCCUGUGCCUUGUAUCAAUAACUUAUCUUCUCAGAAAGAUAGAUCUGCAGCACUUUCUCAUGGAAGCAUGAGUUCAGAGGGGCACGGUUUUAGAAUUCCUGGAAGUUAUGUGAGGGGGAUUGCCUGUGGGGGGCGACAUAGUGCAGUAAUCACAGAUGCUGGAGCGCUACUGACAUUUGGUUGGGGUCUCUAUGGACAGUGUGGGCAAGGAAUUACAGAUGAUGAAUUAAGUCCAGCUUGUGUAUCUUCCUUACUGGGCAUCAGGAUUGAGGGAGUCGCUGCAGGUUUGUGGCACACAGUUUGCAUAUCAGCUAAUGGAGAUGUGUAUGUAUUUGGUGGAAAUCAGUUUGGGCAGUUGGGAACUGGCAGUGAUCAGGCUGAGACCGAACCCAGGCUCCUAGAUGCUCCAAUCUUGGAAAAUGAAAAUGCAAAAGUUAUCACAUGCGGUGCUCGUCAUAGUGCCAUAAUCACAGGUAUUCUCUUUAUGCAUCUUUUAAGAUAAAUCAAGUCUAUCACCUCUUGUGCUUGAGCUUAAAGUGUCGCCUGGAAGGCCCCAUCUGAAAGACUGAAACAGUAAGGUUAAAGCUAUGAUGCCGCAACACACACACUCACUCCAAAACCUACCUAUAAAGGAAAGCUGGCUCCUAGUAAAUUUUUUCUAUCGGAUUUGAAGUCUAGAAUAUAUACCUUGUUUUUAGAAAAAUGGAUAUGCAUCUUGACUUGUUAUAUGCUUCUGUUGCUUGAAGAUGAUGGAAAAAUAUUCUCCUGGGGAUGGAACAAGUAUGGCCAGCUUGGCCUGGGCGAUGUGGUCGAUCGCAACAUUCCUUCUCAAGUUACAAUUGAAGGUGUCAGCAUUAAAAACAUUGCAUGCGGAUGGUGGCACACGCUGCUCCUGGCUGAGUUACCCACUUGACUUGAGUACCCCUUCACCUCUUACAGCUCCUGGAACAGUUUUGUUAGGUUAGUUUCUUUGGAUUUUAUGAAUCACCCCAAGCAUUAUGCUCUCAUUCUUUUUAUAGUUGAGAGUCUUUGCCAUGAUUAGGCACCUACUGUUGCUUUCAGCGCGACUUGGGUCCUUUUUGUGAUUUUUUUUUUCUCAUAAAAAACAAAACUACAAGAACAAGAUAAUGCCAAGUGGACUUGCAAGUAAUAAUGGAGAAGAAGUAUU
Molecule: messenger RNA, 2121 nt
Organism: Rubroshorea leprosula
Lineage: Eukaryota; Viridiplantae; Streptophyta; Magnoliopsida; Malvales; Dipterocarpaceae
Source: the annotation of a GenBank genome assembly